AUGGCGAACUUGAUAAGGAUAUCUAUAUGGAGCAACCAAGAGGUUUUAAGAGCAAGAUCCACCCCCGAGUACGUGUGUAAACUGAAGAAGGUUCUCUAUGGCUUGAAGCAAGCACCACGAGCACAGUACGGGAAGUUUGAAGCGUUUUGCCGGGGAGGGAGGGACAACACUGCAACAGAAUUCUCCCCGUCAUGCUCCCGGUCUGCGCCUUCGCCAUGGGGACGCGCGGCCCCCGGUUCCUCGCCGUCCUCCUGGCCCUCCGCGGCGGCCCGUGACGAGCGGGAGCUGGUGGAGGUGUCCGGCGCUCCGGAUGGGGUGGUGUGGGUGGCCCAGCUCUCGGAUCUCCACUUCAGCGUGCACCACCCGGAGCGCGCAUACGACUUCCGGCGGUACGUGGGCCCGGCGCUCGCCGUGGUCAACCCGGACCUCGUGCUGAUCACCGGGGAUCUCACUGAUGGGAAAAACAAAGAUCUGCUAACAAUGAAGCAGAAUGAGGUUGAAUGGGUAGAAUAUGGAAGUACAAUAAAUGAUAUCAUUCGAAUCAGCAAGCUUCCAAGAAGAAUUUUCUUUGAUCUGAGAGGAAAUCAUGAUAGCUUUGGUGUUUCGGAAUCUGGUGUUGACAAUGACUUCUAUCAGAAGUACAGCAUCAAUGCUAAGUUGGGACGCCAAGGGCGUGUCCAAAGCAUUACUUUGGAGAAUAGCGGUCGGAAGCAUCUAUUUGUUGGCUUUGAUAGCACGAUGGAGAUUGGUCUUAGAGGCCCAACCAAUCUUUUUGGCCAUCCAACUGAUAAGCAGCUUAUCGAAUUGGAUCAAGCAUUAUCGCAGUGGGAUACUAACUUUGACAAGGUUCCAGUGACAAAAAUUGCAUUUGGGCACUUCCCUUUGUCUUUCUCAGCAUUAACAGAGUCAGGAAAAAGUAUCAAGGAUGUUUUCCUAAAGCAAUCAUUGGCGGCAUACUUGUGUGGGCAUCUUCAUACAAGAUUUGGGAAGAACUUGAAGCGAUACUACCAUCGAGCAGUCCAGGAACCAUCAUUAUCAGAACAUUAUUACCAAUUUAACAUGCACCAAGGAUAUGCAAUCCAGAGUAAUAAGGAAAACUGUUCUGAAGAAGCAGCUCAUGUUGAAGAGUUCUGGGAAUGGGAAAUGGGUGAUUGGAGAAAGAGCAGAAGUAUGAGGAUACUGGCAAUCGAUGAUGGUCAUGUCUCCUAUACUGAUAUAGAUUUCAGAUUAGGCUCAAAGAGCAUAAUUAUACUGCCUACCUUUCCCCUUGAUUCAAGAUUCAUGCAGAGAGCUUCUGCUUCUCGUGAUUUCAAGUGUCAUAUCAAGGGGGCAUCUACUUUUGAUACAGUGAGGGCUCUUGUAUUCUCUAAACAAGAGAUCAUAUCUGUUUCUGUGAAGAUAUAUGACUCAAGACCAGGAACUCUUGAAGUAGUUUUGGACUCCGAAAUGAAAAGGGUGGAUUCCAAUGAUACUCGGGGACAUAUGUAUUUAGUACCAUGGAACUGGAUGGCAUUUGAAGAUCCCUCUCCCAGACGAUAUUGGCUCCAAAUUGAACUGAUGGAUAUAACAGGUGAUACAAGUGUCAGCCAGUUAAGGCCAUUCUCUGUUAAUGGCUUGACCGCAAGAGUGAACUGGACAUGGAAGGAAUUUUUUGUGAUUGGUAUUCAGUGGGCUUCAAUAUAUCAUCCUGCACUGUGGUGUGCUAUUUCUCUGAUAUUUUCAUUGCUUCUCGCACCACAAGUUUCAGCUGUGGUAUUCAAAGAUCAGUUCACAUAUAAGUCUCUAUACACAAAUGGUAAUGAGAGGACACUGUUAAAGUCUUCAGUUGGUGGUUUUGUCUGGCUCUUUGUUGAACUGGCCAGGGUGAUUCUUGUAUGGUUUUUGCUCUUGGUGUACACUAUCUAUUUAGUUUUCUUACCUUGGCUGUUUGGUCACCCUAUUACUGAGGAUGGUAGGCUCACAUACAUGUCGCAUAGUGGCUGGAUUCUUAAAAGACCCAACAGUGGCAACGAAGUAGUCCAUGCUGGGAUUCCAGAUGUAAUGGUCAUUGUUCUACCUCACCUUUAUUUUGUGUUAUUACCCACAAUUGUGAUUUUAGCUGCCAUGGCUGCUGAGAGAACGGCAUAUCGAGAGCAUUAUCUUUCUCGAUCAGGAAAGAAGAAAGAUGAUUACUACCAGAAGAGCAGGAGGCAGAUAGAACAUGAAAUUUUUUGGAAUGGUCGCUGGAUUAGAAAAUUUCUGUUUCUAUUUUGCUUAGUGGUUCUAUGGAAACAUUGGAAGCUUUGCAGAGCUCUUGUGAAGGCUUAUGCUAUGAACCCUUUGCUCCACUCGCCCGUGCUUUUCUUCUUCAUUCCUGCAGUCAUGGGGUUUUCCAUUUACAAGACAUCGACCAUUUAGCUGUUUGGGAGCUCUGAAAGUGUACUAUACUAGAUUGUCCUAAAAAUGGUUUAAGAUGUCCUGGAUAGCCAUCGCAAAUGAUGCUUCUUCCUCUGAAGACUGAAGACUAAAAACUCGCAACUGAAGGUGUGCUACCUCCAGUUUUUCUCUUUCAGAGAGCAGAUUUAGGUUCUCUAACAUACAUAAAGAUGCUGUCAGCACUGCGCUGCAUAUAAAUGAGGGACAUUUCAUUAGAAUGAACAGUUAGGACUGAGCCAAGUUCUUUCCUUUCUUGACCUGUCAGUUUUUUUUUCGUAUCAUUUAUCCUAGUGGGACUGUUCCAGAAAAAAAUCAUUUGUGAGGCUUUGGUGAUGUACACAGUACACCUCUUCAAACUAUUAGCAUUGUCUUUUGAGGAAUGGAUAUUACACUACCA
This is a messenger RNA of Panicum virgatum (switchgrass), 2812 nucleotides long. Its product is annotated as putative metallophosphoesterase At3g03305. The record is from RefSeq and is a predicted model, not a curated record. NCBI's taxonomy places the organism in Eukaryota, Viridiplantae, Streptophyta, Magnoliopsida, Poales, Poaceae. The coding region runs from base 1 to 2397 and encodes 798 amino acids. Gene Ontology annotation, molecular function: hydrolase activity. The transcript has 7 exons.